GAUCACCUCAUUGCACUGACCACGCGUCUAUCCGUAUGGACAAAAAGUUACACACCGGUUGCGCGUAAAAAACUUAAAAACUAAAACUCAGUUUGACAGUUCUAUCUGUGUUGUGCGGUCAUGGCGCGAGUGUUGAUUUUUUUGUGUGUUUGUCUGUGUUACCAAUUAGUGGACUGCCAAUUUGGCUUCUUCAAUGCACGAGAUCAGCGAAGACAAUCUCCAUUUGGAUUCGCAGCAAACUUCAUACCGAAUACUGCUAACAGAUUUAGAGACACCCUAAGCGGCAUACUCCAUCUUCAGCCACAAACUCCUGCUGAUAACCCAGAAUACGUUUAUCCUUACCAAAAUCAAAAUCGACCGAACCAAUAUGAUCAAUAUUACAACCAACCAAGUAACGUGAGAUUUCCAAAUCAAGGAAACCGACGUCCAGAUGGAUACUACAAUAAUGGACAGAACCAAGAGUUCAAUCAAAGACCAGUCGAAAAUGUCGACCAGCAAACUGGCUACGGAUUUGAAAACGGUGCUAACAAUAACAACCAAUAUGCUCCUAAUUUUAAUAACGAAGGUAAUGCACCUAAUUUCGAUAAUGGAUUUAACAGUGGCCAACAGAAUGGUCCUGCGUUUGGGCAAAAUACAGAAGCACCAAAUGUUGGCAAUGAAGAAAAUGGAGGUAUUGUCAGUGGGCAACAAGAUGGUCCAGCUUUUGGGCAAAACGAUGGAUCUAAUCCAACAAUUGUAAGUGGACAACAGGAUGGCCCUGUGUUUGGGCAAAGCACAGAAGCACCAAAUUUUGGCAGUGAAGCUAAUAAUAAUGGGUUUGUCAGUGGGCAACAGGAUGGUCCAGCGAUUGGUCAAAAUACAGGAUCUAAUGAUAAUAAUGGACAGUUUAUAAGCGGACAACAGGACGGCCCUGCUUUUGGGCAAAAUGAUGGAGGUAAUGGAUUAGUCAUCGGCCAACAGAAUGGACCAGCGUUUGGGCAAAACACUUAUACUGAAGCUCCAACAUUUGCUAGUGACAACGACGUUCCAGACCAAUCGAACACGGAAAACAGGUUCAACUUUGGAGACAACUCUGCAGGGACAGGAGUAUUCCAGGAGACAUGUCCGACCAUAGACAAAGGGCUGGGCACGUGUCGUAACAUCAAGACGUGUCCGCCGUACGUCAAGCUGUUGGAAGAGGCGCGGUCCAACUCUGCAGCGGUGCAGGUGCUGAGGAAAGCCCAUUGUGGCUUCGAUGGGAAUACCCCCAAGGUAUGCUGUCCCAGUCAAUCUGUGCCAGUGGUGACCCCACCUCCAACACCUGCCCUCACACCUGCCCCCACUCCUGUUCCAACACCUGCCCCCACACCUGGCACAGACACCGCGUCGGGCAAGUCGUUGACCUCUGACUUCGUGGAUGCGUUCCCCGUGCCCCCAGUGUGCGGAUUCAGCAAUGGAACCUUCAGCAGAGUGGUCGGCGGAGUCAACGCCAAGCUUGGUGAUUUCCCAUGGAUGGCACUGCUGGGUUACAAGGGCAAGAGGAGUCCGACCACCAGCUGGCUCUGCGGCGGAUCCCUCAUCACUCGGCACCACGCUCUCACAGCGGCUCACUGCAUACACAACCACGAGGACGAUCUGUACGUAGUACGUGUAGGCGAGCUGGACCUCGCCAGGGAAGACGAGGGGGCGACCCCCCUCGACGUACUCAUUAAAAGCAAGAUCAAGCACGAGGGGUACAACCCCAAGGCUUUCACCAACGACAUCGGUCUGCUGGUGCUGGAGAAAGACGUGGAAUUCACUAAUCUGAUAAGGCCCAUCUGCAUACCAACUGACAUUAAACUUCGCUCCACCACCUUCGAGGAUUACAACCCAUUCAUCGCUGGAUGGGGAGAUCUGGAGUUCCGCGGGCCGAAAGCGACGCAUCUCCAAGUGCUGCAACUACCGGUGGUGUCGAACGACUUCUGUCGGCAAGCGUAUACUGCUUACAAGGCGCAAGUCAUCGACGAGAGGGUGCUCUGCGCUGGCUUCAAGCAGGGAGGCAAGGACUCAUGCCAGGGCGACAGCGGGGGACCCUUGAUGCAGCCCAUGUUUAACCCUGAAACGUUGAAGUUCAGCUUCUAUCAGAUCGGCGUGGUGUCAUUCGGGAAGAAAUGCGCUGAGCCAGGUUUCCCCGGCGUGUACUCCCGGGUGACCAGCUUCGUACCCUGGCUGGAGAAGAACGUGCUCGGGCUCUGAUGAUGAUGAUGAACAGAGUCACAAACUAGGACCCCAAUAAAUUGUAUUUAAGGUGGCAUAUUACUAAACCAGAUCGUCUUGGAAUUUUCACGCAUCGUUUGUACUAUAUUAUUUACUAGAGAACGCCAGAGGAUUAUUUUUUGUAUUUUCCUUAUCCUAUCUUGAUGAAAAUAACUUAUAGGUAUGUUGCUCUCGAGUCUACUUAAUUUAUCUAUCUUUGGAAACCACAUGAAAAUCUAUUGAAUAGUUCUGAAAAGCAAGCGCGGACCGAUAGAAAGAUAUAAUAAAGAUCAGAAAUUGUUUGUUUUUUGUUUUCUGCUGUUCUUCCGAGGUAUAAAGCAUUAAAUAUAAAUUAUAAAAUAUUUCACUCGCUUAAAUUCCGUUCCUGUGGGAAUAACGUGAUAAAGUAUAGACUGAUAGUCGCUGGUAAUGUAGCUUUUAAUUAAUAAAACGAAUUUUUACAUUUUUAAAUUGUUUCCGAAAUAAACAAACAAAAAAAUCUUUCCUCUUUAUAAUAUUACUGUCGAGUAGAUAGUUAUAAUAUGUACGUAUGUUAAACACCUAUAAUAUAUUGACGGGUACAGCACAGUUGCAAAAUCCAAGAAGCUUUGCCAGCUUUCUUGGAUAAUGUUAUUAAAAAACGGCUUAACCAAAUGCCACCUUAAUUAGUGAUAAAACAAACUCAUUAGCUCUAAGAUUAGAUAUAAUCGAUAAUGACAAUUUUUAUAAUAAUUACGUAAAUAAAUAAGUCUAUCAUAAAUUUAUUAAAACAAUCCUAUUUGCAAAAUUUCGCAUUUUGCAAAUGAAGUUUUAUUUGCAAAUAACCGAUUUUAUGUAAAGCAUUUUUAUGAUGCUAGCGAAUUGCUCAGUAAUCAUAGAUAAAGAGAAUUAUUUAUUGAGUUGUUUCAAAUCUAGACUUGUUAUUUUUAUACUAAUCAUUCCGUCCAAUACAAACUCGUAUUUAUUCAGACUUUUAUUCAAAUUAUAAAAUGUAAUUCUUAUUGUUAUUGGAAUAUAUUUUUUUAGUUUUUAUUUAUCUAAGGAAUUGGUGUAUGUUUUUAUUUGCACAAAUCUCCAAAAAUUAUAUUUUUACUUAUGUGCUUUGCUAUUUUCCGCAAAAGACCUGACAAAUCUACGAAACUUCACAAAUCUGACAAAAUAUAAUUAUAGCCUAACCUGAAAUAUAAAAA
Molecule: messenger RNA, 3404 nt
Organism: Bicyclus anynana (squinting bush brown)
Lineage: Eukaryota; Metazoa; Arthropoda; Insecta; Lepidoptera; Nymphalidae
Gene: CLIP4
Product: venom protease
Exons: 9
Coding region: 121-2214 (697 amino acids)
Biological process (GO): proteolysis
Molecular function (GO): serine-type endopeptidase activity
Source: RefSeq, a predicted model, not a curated record